This is a messenger RNA of Lynx canadensis (Canada lynx), 5715 nucleotides long. RefSeq names its product atypical chemokine receptor 2 (gene ACKR2). The transcript has 3 exons. Gene Ontology annotation, biological process: chemotaxis; immune response; G protein-coupled receptor signaling pathway. Gene Ontology annotation, molecular function: scavenger receptor activity; chemokine receptor activity; chemokine binding. The record is from RefSeq and is a predicted model, not a curated record. Bases 280 to 1440 code for a protein of 386 amino acids. Gene Ontology annotation, cellular component: membrane. Lineage: Eukaryota; Metazoa; Chordata; Mammalia; Carnivora; Felidae.
UCAGACUCCUCAGACUCCUCAAAAUCAAGUGUACCUAUUUCUCCUCAGGCUAGAUAGCCCAGGUCACCCUGGACAUCAUACAGCACAUAUGUUCUAGCAGGAUAUGAAAAGGAAUUUUAAGAAAGAACCCAGAUGGCAGUAGUCUUAUGACAUUCUCUUGACCAUCCCCAUGACUCUAUGGGGCUCUAGACCAUCCUUGAGGAUACAAGAGUGACAAGCCACAACUACAUCAAAAUUUGUAGCAAAUAAGAGCUCCAGAACUGGGCGUGUCCUCCUGACAUGGCCUCCACCGCCUCCCCUCUGCCGCCUACCACUGAGGUUGCCAGUUCUGAGAACAGCAGCUCCUUCUAUGACUACGAGUACUACCUGGACAGUGUGGCCUUCAUGCUCUGCCGGAAGGAUGAGGUGAUGUCCUUUGGCAGAAUCUUCCUGCCAGUCUUCUACAGCCUGAUCUUUGUGCUGGGUUUGGGAGGAAACCUCUUUCUUCUAGUGGUCUUGCUCCGGUACAUGCCUCGCAGGCGGAUGACUGAGGUCUAUCUGCUGAACCUGGCCAUCUCCAACCUCCUGUUUGUGGUGACACUGCCUUUCUGGGGCAUCUCUGUGGCCUGGCAUUGGGUCUUUGGGAGUUUCUUAUGCAAGAUGGUGAGCACCCUCUAUACCAUCAACUUCUACAGUGGCAUCUUCUUCAUUAGCUGCAUGAGCCUGGACAAGUACCUGGAGAUCGUCCACACUCAGCCCCACCACAGACUGAGGACCCGGGCCAAAAGCCUGCUCCUGGCUGCCAUGGUAUGGACUGUGGCCCUGGCUGUCUCCAUCCCUGACAUGGUCUUUGUGCAGACACAUGAAAACCCUACAGGCGUGUGGAACUGCUAUGCAGAUUUCGGAGGACAUGGGACCAUCUGGAAGCUCUUUCUCCGUUUCCAGCAGAACCUCCUGGGGUUUCUCCUUCCGCUCCUUGUCAUGAUCUUCUUCUACUCCCGCAUUGGCUCUGUGCUGGUCAGGCUGAGGCCCCCAGGCCAGGGCCGGGCUCUGAAGAUAGUCGUAGCCCUCGUGGUGGCCUUCUUUGUGCUGUGGUUCCCAUACAACCUCACCUUGUUUCUGCACUCACUGCUGGACCUGCAAAUCUUUGGGGACUGCAAGGUUAGCCAGCACUUGGACUAUGCCCUGCAGGUGACAGAGAGCAUUGCCUUCCUUCACUGCUGCUUCACUCCCAUUCUCUAUGCCUUCUCCAGCCGCCACUUCCGCGGGUACCUGAAGGCUUUCCUCAUCACUGUGCUCCGGCACAACCAGGCUGCUCGCCCUGCACAGGCCCCACUGUCCAGCUGUUCUGAGAGUAGCAGGCUCACUGCCCAAGAAGAAAUGACUGGCAUGAAUGACCUUGGGGAGAGGCAGGCUGAGCACUCCCCUGACAUGAAUGACACGGGAGAAAAUGAAGCCUGAGUGGCCAUACCACAGUCUGGUGAGAGUGGAUGGGACCCAGCUCAGUUGGGCAUCUACCCAAAGUCCUCUCUUCAAGGGCCUCAUGGACCAUGUUGUCAAACCCAGUGGUCAGUUCUCAGUUCUCAACCAUCAGCAGCAUUUACUUACUCCUGUCUCUUCCUUUCACUUUCUUUAUUGCCUUCCAGGAAAUCAUACUCUCUUGCAUGAAUCGCUACAGUAGUGUCCUAACUGACCUCUGUGCUUCUUAUCAUCAUGUUAUGUCCUGUCAUCUAAUCUGCUCCCAGCAGCCAGCAUGAUCACCCACCCUCAGCCAUCACUGCCGUCUUCCUCAGAGUAGUCCAAGGCUUGCCACCCACCAGUGUGCCCUCUUCCCUGUAGCUCAGCUGGGAAAAUAUUGUUGCAGUAUCAUUUAAUGUCACAGCUUUGAUGGCACUGCCAAGGGUCUGGCAAGCCGGAGGGCCUGGAAGUGCCCCACCUGGGGAACUUCCCAGGAACAUGAGAGUCAGCAGGUGGGAUGCCAGGUGAACAUGGCAGUCCAGGAGGCUCUUCCUUCUUGUGCUUCCCAUGCCCCACUCUGGAGCCUUCAAGGGUCCCUGGGGCCGCACAAUCAAGUCUAAAUUUUUUGUCUGGCUUCAGGGCUGGAGCUUUCACAUGUAGAAUCCCAUACGCCAUCUUACCCUUAUAGUCCGUCCUUCCUUUUCACUUCCUGGACACCAGGAACCCCUUGUCUCUUACACAUUCCCACCUCUAUGUUUUGUGCUUGCCCACUUUCUUGUGUAACAGGGAUCAUUUUUUUCAGCCAGCUGUCCCCUCAUCCUUGUUCUUUAGCUGUCUCUCCUAAGGCCCCAGAGUCCCACUGUCAGGAAGGACUCUGAGCUCCAUUGGUGCCCUGGGAAAUGAAGCUCUGUAUCUGAAGGUGGUGAUUUGUUUGAGGAGGUGGGGGAGUGGGGUUCUAUUUUGGAGCUCCUGAAAUCUGGUGCACAAGGGACCUCAGUCCUGCCCACAUAGCAGCCUGACUGGUGAGAUACAGCCUGAGCUGUAACAACUGGGUCUAGGUACCCAGAGUCUCUGACAUCGUAUCCAUGAUGCAUAGAUGAGAUGGGAUAAGGUAUGCCAGCCAAGGGACACCUAGCAGGGCUUAUCCCCAGCACUGGCAGAUGUGUGUGCGUGUAGUCUAUGUGCACAUGUCUGUGUUGCUGUGUGGGCUGUGCAUAGUACAUAUAGCUAUGUGGAUCUGACAUGAAUGUGUCACCGUGUCCCCUGGGCCUUGUGUCUGUGUGUUCCUAUGUGUCUUUCUCUAGCUGUGUAAGUGUGGGUAUGUGCUCUGCAAACAACAGGUAUAUAAGAAGUGCCCUGAAGCCGGUGCCCAAGGGGCAGGGGAAAGGGUGGCCACCAGUGACCCCUCGGUCCCUCUCACUGUCCUAGUUGCCAUGUACUGCAACUGACCAUGGCGAGGGCUCUGACUACAGCACGGAAGGCACUGCUCAGGAAGCAAGUUGGAGCUGGGCUCUCACAGCCCAGGCCAGGACAGAGACUUCUUCAUCCUGACCUUACUUCCCAGUCCGCACCUCGGUUCCUCCUGCUGCUCUCCGUCUGCCCACCCAAAGGCCUAGUUCGCUGGCUACACUGCUCACGCCUUUCCAGGAAAGCUCCCAGGAUUCUCUUGGUCCUCAGACUCUGCGGCAAGAUGGACUCUUCCCCUGGCUGACCCAGGGAGAGGGACAGGCAUGGCUCUGCCUCUACCCUGUGAAAUGUGGUUUGAGGGUUUACAGCUAUUACUGCCUAUGGAAAAAAUAUUUUUCUUUCCCAGGUACCUGCAGUUCCACCUUUGGCAUGCCAUCUCUGAUCUUACUUUGUUAUAAGCUAUCCUUAGAGAAUACACAUAGUGGGCUUUUCUUUGAGGGAGAAAAAAUUUGGUGCAGAAAUGAGGAUUUGGGGGUCAGGACUGUUGUGUCAGGACAGGUAGUGAUUAGAUGUAUCCUUGGGGGUCUCAAUCUUCCUACUGCCUCAAGGUCCUUACUAGGGAAGGAAGGGUGGCCCUUGCAGAGAGUGUGUCCAGUCCCCAUGCAAGGGGCGUAGGACUACAGGUGCCAUGGGCCCCUCCUGUGCCCGCAGCUGGGCAUUGGCCCCUACCUGCACACUAUAAUCCUGGGUGCUCACUGCUUCCUGGGAGGCCUGUUGUUAUGGGCUGUGGGACGGUAUACUUGUAGUCACCCCACACCUCUGACCCACUGAGGCUUCCCUUGGUCCCAGGUAUACCCUCAAACAUGCAGUUCCUGGGAGAUCACUCUCAGUUGAGACCUCUUGGUCUUGACUUAAUGGAUUUGGGCCCUCAGUCCUGCCCCCCAGCCUGUUGACAGGCCAGGCCCUUGGUCCAGAUUUCUUUGGGUAUAGGGAAAAUGAGGGGGUGUAGCACCUGAGCAGUGCCCAGGAGGUGUGUGAAGGCCCUGCAUCUUUGCCUGUAUCCCAAUACCUGCUCUGGCACAGGGCCUGGCUGUGUGGGGAGGUCAUUGAUAAGCUCUCCAUGGUGGUUUCCAGCCUCUCAGUCCCCUUCUCCCUCCCCUGUUCUCCCUGUGUGUCUCUUCUUGUGCUCCUGGCCCCUUGUGGGAUAGGUUAGGAUAUCCUGGCUUCUCCAAGGCAGUCAGAGCUCUGUCAGGCUCUAGACAGAGGUUGUCAUUUGGGGGCAGUUAGACCCAGAGGAAGGCAGACUCUGGCCCACAGUCACAUAGCUAGUGGGGACAGACUCCUGCCUCCAGCCCCAGCCCCAGCCCCAGCCCCAGCCCUUGCCUGAGUUACUCUAAUAGCCUGUUAUCUUGGCAAAACUCAGGGCAGAACAGCCAGCCUCAAAAAAAUGCAGGAGGCCAGUCACAGAUUUGGGAGAGGUGAGUGGAGAGAAGCCCCACUAGGCAUCCUUGCAGGGGGUCUCUGCUGCCCAGCCUCCCUUCUCCAGGACCCUACGUCAGCUCCCAGUCACUGCUCCUCCUGUCCCAGCCCCAGCCACAGCCAGGCCCUGCCAUCAGCCAGCUGUGGCUCUGGUAGCAGCACUUCCAGCCCUGGUAGGCAGGCCUGGCAAUGGGACUGCCUCCAUUUCACAUGCCAGGAAGCUGAGUGAGGCCAGGGAGGGGAAGGAAUGAUUUGAGGACAUGAAGUAAAGUAGCUGAGACUGAGCCAAUUUUCUAUCAUUUAAUCUCCAUUUAGGGAAUUGGGGGUCAGGGAUGAAGUAAUAAGAUACCAAGCCCUGUGGGCUGCAGUCCGGGGGAGGGGGCAGGAGGAGGAAAGCAGGAAACAGAGAGCAACAACAAGUAACAGAUGUGCUGGGACACAAGCUGUGUCAGGGGAACCUCAGGGGAGGGAGCCCAUUUCUGGCCAGAGGCUGGAAUGGGUGAGAUCCAGGAAGGCCUCCAGGGUGGCAGUAAAAAGCAAGCAACUGUACUUUCCAGGCAGUUCCACUGGAGAAAGUUGGUAAGGCUGAAUUGCACUGGAUUGAACAUUUGGGCUCAACUGUGGCAAAAUUUAAAUGUUAGGUGCACGGAGGCGAUGGGGAACCAGAAAAGUGAAAGUAUGACAGGCAAAAGGUCUGGCGAAAGGUCUCUGGCAGCUGGGUGCACAGAGGGCCAGGCAGGCCUGGUGUGCAGAGUGCUGAGUCAUAGGAAUGGCAGUGGGGCUGGGGAAAAGAGGACAGUUUCGGAGGCACGACAGAGGGUUGAACUGACAGAACUGGGGCCUGACUGUAUGUGGGUGAGAGUGGGGAGGAGAUCCGGUUUCUCCCAGAUCUGUCCUGGGGGGAUGGGGUGGGUGGUGGUGUCCUGAGCAGAGGCAGGCAGGGUAAUCCGGAGAAGGAGGUGGUUCAGGACAGAGGUGGGGAGACAGAUGCUGAGUUCUGUGUGGGCCAAACUGAGUCAGAGGUGCUGUGGGACCCCAGCGGGGAGAUUGAGGGUCUGGAAGUAGGAGAGAGCUCUGAACUCAGCUGUGGUUGUGGAGAACGCAGGAGGGAUUGAGACCACCCUGAGGUGGGAGUGUGGAGGGGAGACAAGGGCACUGAAGUGGGGGGGCCUUGAAUAACUCCUAUGUGAAAGGCAGCGUUUCUCCAGACCUGCUCUAUCUAAUUCAGGGGCCACUAGCCACAUGUGGUUGGUGAGCACUAGAAUGUGGCUAGUCUGAAGUGACAUACACUGCAAGGGUAAAAAGUACAUACCAGAUUUUGAAGGCAACACACACACAAAAAGAAAUUAAAAAAAAAAAAAAUAUAUAUAUAUAUAUUUUUUUUUACUAAUG